Aspergillus pseudotamarii is the source of this 1416-nucleotide messenger RNA. Its product is annotated as putative methylaspartate ammonia-lyase. The transcript has a single exon. Gene Ontology annotation, molecular function: methylaspartate ammonia-lyase activity. The coding region runs from base 96 to 1346 and encodes 416 amino acids. The record is from RefSeq and is a predicted model, not a curated record. NCBI's taxonomy places the organism in Eukaryota, Fungi, Ascomycota, Eurotiomycetes, Eurotiales, Aspergillaceae.
UACUGUGUAGGUUUUUCCUCGGGAGUAUAUAGGUACAUACUUUGCAUCAUAGUAUACCUUUAGAGUCAGGUAUUAUCAAUUGUAACCCAAGUAUCAUGUAUCCGUCUGAUGUUCAAUUCGUUGUCGGUCUUUCCGGAUAUUUCGUGAAAGACCUCCAAGCAGUCCGACAGAGCCCAACAUAUGAUCCACUAAUUGAUAACAUACCCCCUCAAACACCGGGUUUCAAGAGCGUGGUACAAGCCGGUCAAGCUAUCUCUAUCCUACUUCAUCUCCCAGACGGUACAAUUGCAGUUGGCGACUGUGCCGACGUGAUCUUUUCUGGAGCUGCGUCUCGGGACCCCCUCUUCAUCGCCGAAGAGCAUCUCCCUAUCUUAGAAUCUGUCGUUAAGCCUCGACUCCUUGCAUGCGACGUUACUCGAUUCCAGAACAAUGCAAUCAUAAUGGACGGGCCAUGGCCUGAGUUACAGCAUGGUAAAUUGCACUCCGCCGUUAGAUAUGGGAUUACCCAGGCGCUUCUCGCGGCCACCGCAUUGGUGCAUCGAUGCAGCAUGGCCGAGAUCAUAUCGCGCGAAUGGGGGACUGCAUUGUCACGUCAUCCGAUUGACAUCUUGGCCUCUUGUCACCGGAACGAUCAUUUACAAUUGGACCGCAUGAUUAUGAAACAAGUCGCAAUGCUUCCCCAUGCCUCCUUUGUGCAUGUCGACGACAUAGGGCCCCAAGGCAAAACGUUAAUCGACUACAUCGAGACGGUAUCUCAACGGGUUCAAGAGCGAGGAAGCCCUGGAUACCGUCCACGACUUCACUUCGACGUCUACGGAACAAUCGGUGAUCUAUUCCCCGACAAUGAGGAUUUGGCAUCUUUCCUGGGCCAGCUACAGCGAUCCGCUCAGCCAUACGAUCUGCUCAUUGAAUCCCCAAUCAUCGCACCCACUCAGUCCGAGCAAAUCCGACGACUGGUAAAUCUGCGGCAACUCCUGCGAAAGCGGUCGAUCCAGGUCCAGAUUGUGGCCGACGAAUGGUGCAAUACGCUCGAGGACAUUCGGAAAUUCGCUGAUGCAGACGCCGUGGAUUACGUGCAGAUCAAGAUGCCUGAUCUGGGAGGGGUCCAUAACACCAUUGAUGCCGUACUUUAUUGCCAGCACAAGGGCGUGGGCUGCUGUCUUGGAGGAUCGGCCAAUGAAACCGAUGUUUCCGCCCGGGUUACGGCGCAUGUUGCCUUGGCCACGCAACCAGGCUUCCUGCUCUCCAAGCCUGGGAUCGGUGCUGAUGAGGGCGUCAUGAUCCUUACCAAUGAGAUGUUGCGUGCGUCGGCCUUGGUGUGGAGGACAAGAACGAAUAAGUUGUAAAAGGUUUGGAUGGGAAGACCUCGUGGCUACCUGAGCCCUGAUGUGUGGGGACGGAGUCUAGUUUAAUUGA